Molecule: messenger RNA, 1522 nt
Organism: Anarrhichthys ocellatus (wolf-eel)
Lineage: Eukaryota; Metazoa; Chordata; Actinopteri; Perciformes; Anarhichadidae
Gene: iba57
Product: iron-sulfur cluster assembly factor IBA57
Exons: 3
Coding region: 14-1225 (403 amino acids)
Biological process (GO): iron-sulfur cluster assembly
Cellular component (GO): mitochondrial matrix
Molecular function (GO): protein binding
Source: RefSeq, a predicted model, not a curated record
UUAUUAUGGCGCAAUGCAUUGUGGGGUUUCAAAAUGGAGCCCUUGCUGCCGGAGUCAACCGCCAUGUCCUGUGUUAUGUAGCCGUCGACCGCUGUUAAUUAACAGGCGGAGUAGCCAUUUAAAUUUGACACGUAAUACAACAAUGGGGAGUUUGUGUUUCGCCAGGGGAGCGUUCACGUCCGCCACAAAACACACGGGUCGAUAUUUGUGCGUACCGUUUCUCUUCGGUGUUUCAGCUCCAGCAGGUGUCCUUGUUAGAAGGUACAGCCAGGACACUGCCCGGAGAGAUGUCCCCGUUCAGUGUGUGUGCUAUCACCUACCUCACAGGACUUUACUUAAAAUCCAGGGACAAGACACGAGCCCGUUCCUUCAGGGGAUCAUAACCAAUGACAUGGGGCUGCUGGAGGAGCCUGGACUCACAGUUAUGUACUCGCACAUGCUAAAUGUACAAGGAAGAACACUAUAUGACAUCAUAUUGUACAGUCUGAAAGAAGCAGAUGCAGGACAGGGUGUUUUCCUGGAGUGUGACAGCACGAUUAAGGACUCAAUCUUGAGACAUUUGAAGAUGUACAAGCUCCGCAGAAAGGUCAACAUGAACCCCUGUCCAGAGCUCUCUGUUUGGGCGGUGCUUUCCAAACCACAGAACGCAGGUCAAGAGGCCAGUACACCUGAGCUCUCCUCCCCAGACAAAGCUCUGGUUUGGGACACCGAUCCUCGAACUCAGGAGAUGGGCUGGAGAUUGGUGUUGGACAGUCGAGUUGACCCCUUGGAUGUCAUUGCGUCAUGUCAGAAAGGUGACACAGAAGAGUAUCACAGACAUCGCUACACAAUAGGGCUUCCUGAGGGAGUAAGGGACCUUCCUCCUGGGCUGGCACUACCGCUAGAGUCAAAUCUUGUCUACAUGGAGGGUAUCAGCUUCAGCAAGGGCUGUUACAUUGGCCAGGAGCUCACAGCCAGGACUCAUCACACUGGGGUGGUUCGGAAACGCCUGAUGCCAGUACGCUUGUCAGCCCCGGUCCAAGCCCUCGAGGAAGGAGCUACGCUGCAAACGCAGACAGGCAAGCCAGCUGGGAAGCACCGAGCAGGGGUCGGAGAGCUGGGCCUGAGCCUAAUCCGCUUGGCUCAUGCCAAAGAAGCGUUGACACUCAAAUCUUCCGAUGACACCACAGUGACACUCGAGGCUUCUGUGCCAGACUGGUGGCCUAAAGACGUGAAUAUUAACUGAAGAGAAGGAUGUUUUAUUGUUCCCUCAAAUGUGACGCACAUCCCAUCUGACAGACUUCUUACAGACAGAACCCUGAAGUACAGUAUGUUACACUGUCAUUGCUUCACAGCUGUGUGGCACUAAUCCAUUUUUGUGAGGAUUUUUGUUUUGUUUGCAAUAAAAUCUACUCUUUGGGGUGAUUUUAUAAUAAUCACCCCAAUAUAAUAAUUAUUUAGCAGAUCUAUUUUCAGCACGAUACAGGAUAUACCAACAGUGGUAUGGUAUUGGUGGUUGCUGAAUAAACAUACAAAAAAGCAA